Messenger RNA from Penicillium odoratum, 1527 nucleotides. RefSeq lists its product as uncharacterized. Lineage: Eukaryota; Fungi; Ascomycota; Eurotiomycetes; Eurotiales; Aspergillaceae. Gene Ontology annotation, biological process: transmembrane transport. The record is from RefSeq and is a predicted model, not a curated record. Gene Ontology annotation, molecular function: transmembrane transporter activity. The transcript is spliced from 2 exons. Bases 1 to 1527 code for a protein of 508 amino acids.
AUGGUCUUCACUCGUGGAGAUGUAUCUGGCGAGGUUGAUGAGACAAUAGAUCAUAAUGAAGCUGCCAGCGAUAUCGAAGUGGUUACCUGGGAUGGACCUAAAGAUCCUGGGAAUCCGUAUAACUGGUCCCUUCGCCAGAAGUGGACGUUGACGUACCUGGCAAGCUUCACAACCUUUAUCACCAUGAUGAACGGUACGAUCAUCACCGUCGCCCAUGCAGCCAUCAACGAGGAAUUUGGGAUCUCAGAUGCCUCGUUUCCCAACUCAUACUGGCCUGUGUCAUCUUGGGCCAUCGGCGGAGGAUGCUUUUCUCUCCUAGUCCUUCCGCUAAUGGAGGAUUUCGGCGUGAGAUGGGUAUUCCUUUCGACCUGGGCAAUCUUCAUCUGCUUCGUGAUUCCACAAGCGGUGGCGCAGAACUUCGCCACGUUGAUCGUGACCAGAUUUUUUGCUGGUGGCUGCGUUGCUAUUCUUGCGAACACCUCUGCGACUGUUAUUGGGAAUCUCUGGGACACCGAGAAAUCACGCAAUAUUCCUGUCAGUUUGUAUAUUGUGACGUAUCUUGUCGGGGCUAGCAUUGGUCCUGUCAUUGGCGCUCCGAUCUUCCAGUUCCUUUCCUGGAGGUGGAUUGGAUACCUCCAAAUCAUCUGGUACGGAGCCUUACUCCCGGUAUACUUUUUCAUGUUCAAGGAGUGUCGCGGGAUCGCCAUUCUGGGGCAGCGUGCGAAGGCGUUGCGGCGAGAGGGGCGGAUGGCAUAUACCCAACAUGAGAUCGAUAGUGCAGGAACAUCACUGCUGAGGAUUGUGGCGAAGAGUGCGGCAAGGCCGCUGAUUAUGUACUUUACGGAGUCUGUCGUCUUCUUCUCGGGGAUGUGGUCUGCGUUCACGGUGGGGACACUCUAUCUGUUCACACAGUCAGUUGAGCAGGUGUUUUCGGGGCUUUAUGGAUGGUCUCCCUCACAGGCUGGAUAUUUGCAAGCUGCCAUCGUUAUUGGAGAGUGUAUUGGAUGGGUAGGGACGCUAUAUUCGGGGAGAUUGUAUUUCAACUCAGCCUCAAAAAACACUGAAGUCCCUGGAACACCCAUCCCCGAGGCACGUUUGUACCUCGCUAUCGUUGCUGGCGUUGUCGGCCUUUCUGGUGGCAUGUUUGUCUAUGCGUGGACAUCUUACCCUUUUCUUCCGUGGAUUGCACCGGCUAUCGGUCUCGCUAUGGUGGGAGCCGGUAGUGUUAUUGUGGUUUCUGGAAUCUCAGACUACGUUGUCGAUGCCUAUGCCAAAUAUGCGGGUAGUGCGGUGGGUAUCAUUGUCACAGGCGAGAAUGUUUUCUCAGCCUUCCUGCCGCUGGCGGCGAUGAGCAUGUACUCACACCUUGGAUUUCAGUGGGCCAGCACACUAUUGGCCUUCAUCUCACUAGCUCUGUCUCUUGCCCCGAUCCUGCUUGUGGUGUAUGGCAAGUCGAUCCGAGCUCGGAGUCCGUUCAUGAAAGAAGCGAUGCUGGAAAAGCGUAGGAAGAGCAUCGAUUCAGUUUAG